AUGACCACUUGGACUAGCCUGUUCCUGCUGGUGGCCCUCGGCCUGCUGGCCGCCGAUGCUGCGGCUCCCUGGUGGAAGACCGCCUCCUUCUACCAGAUCUACCCCCGAUCCUUCAAAGACACCGAUGGCGAUGGAAUUGGAGACCUGAACGGAGUGACCGAGAAGCUGGAAUACCUUAAGGAGAUCGGUGUGACGGCCACCUGGCUGUCGCCCUUCUUGAAGUCUCCGAUGGCCGACUUUGGCUAUGAUAUUUCCGACUUUAAGGCGGUGGAUCCCAUGUUUGGAACAAUGGAGGACUUUGAGAACAUGGUGGCUCGUGCCAAGGAACUGGAUGUGAAGAUUAUCCUCGACUUUGUGCCCAAUCACUCCAGUGAUGAGGCCGACUGGUUCCUGCGAUCGGCUGCCGGCGAGGAGGAGUACAAGGACUAUUACAUCUGGCACCCGGGAUUCCUCAAUGAUGACGGCACCCGUCGUCCGCCCACCAACUGGGUGAGCGUGUUCCGCGGCAGCGCCUGGGAGUGGCACGAGGGUCGUCAGGAGUACUAUCUACAUCAGUUCCACAAGAAGCAGCCGGACUUUAACUUCCGUAAUCCCGUGGUCCGCGAGGAGAUGAACAACGUGCUGCGCUUCUGGCUGGAGAAAGGCGUCGAUGGCUUCCGCGUGGAUGCCAUUUACCAUGCCUUCGAGGUCGAGGCCGAUGAGAACGGCAACUAUCCGGAUGAGCCCCGCAACGACUGGACCAACGAUCCGGAUGAGUACGGAUAUACCCACAAGAUCUACACAGUGGAUCAGCCAGAGACCCCUCAUUUGGUCUACGAGUGGCGCCAGAUCCUCGAGCAGUUCCAGGCCGACAACGGCGGCGAUGAGCGCAUUCUGAUGGUGGAGACCUGGUCCCCGAUCGAGAUCGUCAUGCACUAUUACGGCAACGAGACCGCCGAUGGUGCCCAGAUACCGUUCAACUUCCAGCUGAUAAGCAAUCUGCACUACGACUCCGAUGCCUAUCACUACGAGUACCUGAUUAACAACUGGCUCAACUUGAUGCCUGAGGGCAAAAGCGCCAACUGGGUGAUUGGCAACCACGACAAGAACCGUGUGGGCUCCCGCUUUGGUGCCGAUCGCGUGGAUCUCUUCAACAUCCUGCUCCUUACCCUGCCUGGCUGCAGCAUCACCUAUAACGGUGAGGAGAUUGGCAUGCUCGACGGCUACGUCUCCUGGGAGGACACCGUGGACCCACAGGCCUGCAAUGGCUAUGAGGCUAACUAUAUGGAUAACUCUCGUGACCCGGCCCGUACCCCCAUGCACUGGUCCGAUGAGUCUCAGGCUGGAUUCACCACCGGCAAAUCCACCUGGCUGCCAGUGUCAACCGACUAUCGGCAGAGGAAUGUGAAGACCGAGCGUGGCGUGUCUCUGAGCCACCUUAACGUCUUCAAGCGCCUCCAGCAGCUGCGUCAGGAGCCCAGCAUUGAGGAGGGUUCCGCCGAGAUCAAAGCCGUUAGCAGCUAUGUCUUGGCUGUUAAGCGCCACCUGAGCGGCGACUAUGUGUACAUUUCUCUGUUCAACAUCUACGAUUCCAUCGAGAAUGUGAACCUGUCGCAGGUGUUCUCCUAUCUGCCUGCUCAGUUCCAGUACGCUUUGGUCACCGAGAAGUCCAUCAAGAAGGUCGGCGACCAGGUGUCCGCCAACAGUGUGACCCUGAUGCCCCACGAGGCCAUUGUGCUGCGCUCCACCACGACGGCUUAGGUUAUUGUCUCGUCUGAUAAAUAAAACCAUUGCACAUUCA
This is a messenger RNA of Drosophila kikkawai, 1780 nucleotides long. RefSeq names its product Maltase A4 (gene Mal-A4). Lineage: Eukaryota; Metazoa; Arthropoda; Insecta; Diptera; Drosophilidae. The record is from RefSeq and is a predicted model, not a curated record. Gene Ontology annotation, biological process: carbohydrate metabolic process.